Hyposmocoma kahamanoa is the source of this 587-nucleotide messenger RNA. It is a transcript of the gene Cmc1, whose product is annotated as COX assembly mitochondrial protein homolog. Gene Ontology annotation, cellular component: mitochondrion. Lineage: Eukaryota; Metazoa; Arthropoda; Insecta; Lepidoptera; Cosmopterigidae. The record is from RefSeq and is a predicted model, not a curated record. The coding region runs from base 1 to 357 and encodes 118 amino acids. The transcript is spliced from 3 exons.
AUGGCUACCGAAAAAUCAGUUUUACCUGGCAACUUUUCGGCCGGUCCUAAGGGCUUAGGUGACCCUGAAGACAGGUCGCUCAGAAAAGUGGAAGUAGAAGUUAUGAUACCAAAGCUCAUGAGAGAAAAAGCAAAGAAGGAAAAAUGUGCCCCUGAAGUGCAUGAAUUCGAACAAUGUUGUAAAGAUUCUUCUUUAAUGAUGGUCUUAUCUUGUAGGAAGCAAAACUCAGCACUCAAAGAUUGUCUGACUAGUUGGUAUCAAAAUGAAGAGUUCAGAAAUACGUGCACAGAAGAAUACUUGAAAGAAAGAAGUGAAUAUAGAAAAACUGGAAUAAAGAAACCAAUUAAAAGAGCAUAAUUAAAUAUAGUCUGACAAGGGUCUUUUUAAAUAGUAAUUGCUUCGGACAGAGAUGGAGAGUAGACCCCAGGAGUGUACUUUCUAAAAGAUUAGAGUUUUUUGGCAGAUUCUGUAUAGAAAAACUUUGAUGAUAAAUUAAAUACAACCUUCGUUUUAUAUUUGAGCAAGAUUGUACUAUGUCAAUUGUUCCUAUGAUUAUGACAUGCAAGUAUGACCACCAAUAAGCUGCC